Messenger RNA from Lagenorhynchus albirostris (white-beaked dolphin), 6387 nucleotides. It is a transcript of the gene DCP1A, whose product is annotated as decapping mRNA 1A. Gene Ontology annotation, molecular function: enzyme activator activity; mRNA binding. The transcript is spliced from 8 exons. Bases 1122 to 2498 code for a protein of 458 amino acids. Gene Ontology annotation, biological process: deadenylation-independent decapping of nuclear-transcribed mRNA; deadenylation-dependent decapping of nuclear-transcribed mRNA; positive regulation of catalytic activity. Gene Ontology annotation, cellular component: P-body. The record is from RefSeq and is a predicted model, not a curated record. Lineage: Eukaryota; Metazoa; Chordata; Mammalia; Artiodactyla; Delphinidae.
UUAGAAAAUUAUAAGCAGAAGUCUUUAAAUUGUGUUAGAACUUUUAAUGUCAGACCUCUGCCUUUCUGGUAAAGGUCAAGAUUCUUAAAGAAAUAUGCUACUAUAUUAAUCCCAAUGCUGCGCAUAUUUAUUCCUGAAACAACCCUGUUAAUUAGUGGUAAAAAUUAAUGAUUUAAGAUCUGUGAUUUGAGACUUACCAGUUGCCAAUUUGAAUGAUUAAGCUUGUUACAGUGAAAAUGUGAUCCACCAGAGGGAUUGUGAGGGUAUUUACGUGUUGUUUUUCCUGGUCAUUUUUAACAGCAAUACUGAUUCAUGAAUAAGAAGUAUACAGUCUAGAUUUUCUCUUCUCACACCUAACUUUAUUCUGUCCUUAGACAAGUUGGUGGUGGUGGUUUUAGCCAGAAGAGAAGCAAUUAUCUUACUUUGUGUGCAUGUUAGACUUGACAUCUUUUUACUGAACUAUAAUCAUUUUAACAAGGACAACUCCGUGUUUCCUCCACCCAACACCUUAAGGCAUGGAUCUCCCACUGAAUGCCACUUUUCAUUUUAAAAUGUUUUCUAUAAUCCAGAAGUACUUUUGAAAAAAAUCAACAAAGCUUCACUCUGUAACCAGCUUAACAACAACAACAGAUCACCAUAACAAAACAAUUGAAUAUAAAAAUAUUAUCGCUAUUUAAUAUUUUUAAGAACUUACCUCCAAAAACCUGUGCGAAGUACCCCUUCGUUUCCGUUUCACUUGUAACUUUUCCUUUAUAUCGGGCAUCAGUCUCUUGAUAUAGAGCAUUUUUAAUUAAAAUUAGAUCACUAGAAAAAGCAGGGAGAUUCAUUUCCAUAGCGUUGAAAAUGUAGCUGCCAAAUGGAAAGUUUUAGUAGGAGAAAUACUGUAGUGUGUGUUUGUGUGUGUUUCUUGGUCUCUGCUUGUCCUUUCUCAGUUCAAGGGCAAGACUCGGAACAGUAGAGGUGCUAGGUGGCUGCUGGCAUUUGGCGCAAAUCUUCAAACUUAAAGCACAGUGCAGGAAAUUUCCUUGCAAGAGAAGUUUACAAUUUGUCAACUCAGAAAAUUGUCAAUAUACAGUAUCUGGUUUUAUGACAAGAAUGACUGUCACCGCAUAGCCAAACUCAUGGCCGACGUGGUAGAAGAGGAGACACGGCGGUCCCAGCAAGCAGCUCGGGAUAAGCAGAGUCCCAGCCAGGCCAACGGCUGCAGUGACCACAGGCCCAUCGACAUCCUGGAGAUGCUAAGCAGAGCCAAGGAUGAGUAUGAGAGGAAUCAGAUGGGCAAUUCAAAUAUCUCCAGUCCUGGGUUACAGCCAAGUACUCAGAUCUCCAAUCUGGGAAGCACCGAGACUCUAGAAGAGACGCCAUCCGGGUCCCAAGAUAAGUCUGCUCCGUCUGGACACAAACAUCUGACAGUGGAAGAAUUAUUUGGAACCUCUUUGCCAAAGGAACAGCCAACAGUUUUGGGUCUGGAUUCAGAAGAAGUGGAGAAGCUGCCAGGAGAUGCCUCCCAGAAAGAGCCCAGCUCGUUCCUACCAUUUUCCUUUGAGCCAGGAGGGGCCCCUCAGUCGGAAAACCUGGGUGUCCAUCCUGCUGCCCACCACUCAGUCCAGCCUGAAGUCACCACCCCGGUGCUAAUCACUCCUGCCUCCAUCACACAGUCCAGCGAAAAGCAGGCCCCAAGCUAUACGAUCCCGUUGCACCCUGUGCUUAGUCCUACUCUACCAGCAGAAGCUUCUACUGGACAGGCUCCCCCAAGCCUACCCCGAAACACCACCAUGAUGCAAGCAGUGAAGACCACACCUAGACAGAGGUCUCCACUUCUGAGUCAGCCAGUCCCUGAGCUGAGCCACACCAGUCUGACUGCCAGCCAGAGCCCAUUCAGGGCCCCGCUGAGUGUGACAAACACAGCCGGUACAUCCCUCCCAAGCGUUGAUCUUCUCCAGAAACUCAGGUUGACCCCACAGCAUGACCAAAUACAGACACAGUCACUUGGGAAAGGUGCAGUGGCACCCAGCUUUUCUGCAGCAGCUGGCCAGCUGGCCACACCUGAGAGCUUCAUAGAGCCUCCCACGAAGACAGCAGCAGCAAGAGCCUCAGCCUCCCUGAGCAACAUGGUGCUUGCUCCCCUUCAGUCUAUGCAGCAAAACCAGGAUCCUGAAGUUUUUGCCCAGCCUAUGAUGUUAUCCAGUGCCAUCCCGGUGGCAGGCCCCCCACUGGUUCCUGCAACAACUUCGGCAGUGUCUUCAGUCCUGCUGUCCCCAAGUGUUUUCCAGCAGACAGUUACAAGGUCCUCAGACCUUGAGAGGAAAGCAAGCUCCCCUUCUCCUCUCACUGUUGGAACAUCAGAAAAUCAAAGAAAGCCUUCCAUUAUCCUCAGCAAGUCUCAGCUCCAGGAUACAUUAAUACAUCUAAUUAAGAAUGAUUCCAGCUUCCUUAGUACGCUUCAUGAAGUCUACUUGCAGGUUCUGACCAAGAACAAAGACAGCCACAACCUAUGACUGGAGCAGAGUCGAUCCAAAGGCAGAAUGGCGACCUCAGAAACAAUAGGCCUCAUCAUGGAAACUUCUAAACAGAACAUUGAGUUUUGAGAAUCCUGAAAUUGAGCCUAUGAGAAAGAGACUCAUUCCUUAAGAAUGUUUUCCAAGUGACGUUCCCAGUGAUAAUGGAGGUUUCACUGUGAAGCAUCACCAGCAGACCUUUGUUUUGACAAAAAAAAAAAAAAAAAAAAAAAAGACCAUUGUGUUGAGUUGUGUGGGUGUUUUCAUCAGAUCUAAGCAAGUUUGUGAAAUAAGGAAUCUGAUUUUCAACUCACUUUCACGUUCAAGGUCUUAGGGAAAAGGGGUCACCAGCCUUGCAGCAGUCAGAGUUCAGCCCAGUCUGCACCCCUCUCCCCUCCACUCCCCCCCUAAAAACUUGAGCAUUGGGCUGGUAGUCAAGUUCAGAACAGAGCAGAAGUCAGCUCUGUGCAAAGUAGCUUCGUGUUUUAAGGGUCAGAGUUUAAGCUGGCAAAUUAGGACUGAUUUGUUCAAGUGAAGUAUGUUUUAUAUGAAUGCCUCACUUGGGCCUUAAAAGUUCUGAAAUUUCUUAAUUGUGUUUUGUUUUUAAGUGUCCCCAGUGCUGCCACGUGGCAGGCUCCCAGUGUGGGGAUACAUUGGAAUCAGGCCCUGCAGGCCCUGUCAUGGUAUGGGAGCAGGCGUGGCACAUCUUUGAAAUAAAGGCUGGGACUGGUAAGGCCCGAAUUCUAUCAGAAAUCUUCACUUUAAGUUACUCUCCAGUGGUUUUGAAAAUGUUACAUUUGUGUGUGAAUCAUAGCCUUAUUUUCCUUUUCUGUCUAAACACAGUGAGAAGUCAUUGUUAAUUGUUUUCCUUAACACUUUGACAAAAGGACCAGUGGACCAAUCUGACAAAGCCAUUCUGGUUCCAUUCCUCAAGUCUACUGAGAAUAGUUUUAAAGCUAUGCAGAAAAGGGAGCUGUUAUUCACACUGCCCUUACUUUAUUAUAGAAUAUGGAGUUAAAAACAAAGUGUGAAAUUCAGAACUUUACCAAUGUAUUCCUAGGCUGUGAGUACUUUUGCAGCCCGAAGUGUGAAAAUAUGUAAAGAUGCUUUGUUAUGCUGCUAUUGAUCUGCCAUGAUUUAUAUUUAUUCUUUUAUGGCAUGUAAUGGUGAUUAGUAAUAUUUUAAUGUAGAUUUUGAUUUAUUUCAGCAAUAGUAAUUUUAAGAUAUUCUUUGAAUGAAAAUGUCUUCGUUUCUAUGAUACAGGUCAUUUUGUAGUAUUUAACCAAUUAAGAUGCACUGCUUACUUUUCUGAGCACUAUUUAAUGAUGGGGUAAAACCCAAUUGGCUCAACCAGCUAGCAUAAGGAUUAGCUGUGAAUAAUGCUGACAGAUGUAAUGGUUCCUCGGGAACAAUCAUUUAAGCUUUAAUGGUAACUCAAUCAUAAGUCCACAGAUUUUUUUUUUCUAGCUGAGAUUUUAGAAAAUUACUUGUGAAUUACAUACUUGUUUUAGUUUGCUCUUAGUUUUUUAGCAUAAAGAAUACCUUGAUUGGCUUUUGUUAAUCUAAACAUGCUUCCUGGGCAACUUUUCUGCUUCCCAAUUUAGUGUCUUCUAUUGCAUUUACCUAGUUAUUUGUGAAUUGCGCAGAAGCCAGGGAAGCUUUUAAGUUCUCAUACUCCAUUAGGAAUAGUUUGUUUUCAAAGGUAGUGUGUAAAUUCAGCAACCAAAAAUGAAUUGCUUGCGUGUCACCUGGGAAAGAGAAGGUUACAGUAAGACGUGAAGUGUUGCUGACACCAGGAGAUGGUGUCCAGGGAGCCACGUGACUGUUCUCAGAAAACAGUUGCCCUGGUAGGUUUGCUCGCAUCCCAGGUGUAGUCUCAGUGGGCUUUGGUAAGUGGAAGAAUCGAGGGAUUCUUGUUAUGAUAGACAUUUGAAUUGAAAUGAUGAUUUGAGUAUGGACAAUAUUACAAGAGAGUUGAGAGAAUAUCCUGAAGAGGGUCUUUAAUCAGAUCUGUUAAUUUUCACCCUUUAAUCCAAGGAAUGAAUAUGACAGACAGUAAAGAGAAUCUGUGAUAAGGUUUCCUUAGUGUGAAAGUAAAUUUUUAAGUGCCCAAGUCAUGGAGACUUGAAAAGGGUAAACCUGUUUCAACUCCCAGAUUUAUGUAUUCAAAGCAUUUUGAAAAUUCAGAAGCCAGAAGUCCCCCGUCAUGAUGACUAGGAAGUUCAGGCCAGAAUGAGUCCCUAGAGAAGUCAGGCCAAGCCUGAACAGUUGCAGUUGGAUGACCCUGGCCCGAAAGUCGCAGUUCAGUUGCCUUAUUCCUCAUUCAGGCUUCUGUCCAGAACCUCAUGCUAGUUUAGGUUGCAUGUUUACAUUGCUGCAGUGACUUUACUGGAAUCUUAGUUUUAAACCUUAGGUGAAUCAAAAUGGACACCAAAACAGAGAUGCUUCUUGCUAGGUUUGCAACUUCAGGUGACCUGCAUUUAGGUCACCGUGAUUGUCUGUAUGCCCCCCCCCUCACCUGAGUGGGUGGCACUACCUUCUUUGGUUGUAGUUGAUGUGGUGUCUUUGAAUGGACUCCCACCUCCCAAACAGCCUUGCUCCUUUCCUUUAAGGAAGAAGCUCCUCCUCAUUGUGCAUCUCUCCCGAGGUUUGUAAGGUGUGACUUUGAAUCCUAGGUUUUCAAGUGACUGUCAGUUUCAGAAGCAUUCAUGCCGUCUGCAUGUGAAUGUGAGUGUCCAUGGCUUACUUUGGAAGGCUUUUGGGAGUGGGGUUUUGUUAAGAGCCCAAGUUGACCUGGGUCCUUCUCUGCCGGAGGAUGCACAGGCUAAGUUUAGAAUAUGACCCGAUUUUGCAUGUCAAGAAUUGUUCUUUUUCCACCCAUGUUUUCUUGUAAAAAUUUUAAACCCCAUCAAAUCUUCUACUAGGUAAAUAUUUUUAAACCACGCAGCUUUAUUACUCUCCUCCCCAAAGAAUGUAGUUUGAAAUUUUCUCAUUUUGGUAGUAGAGGCCAUAACUGCCAUUGUAUUACUAACAAUGCAACAUGAAAUUGAAGGUGCCUAACUGCUUAAAAAACAAAAUUAGCCAUCAUACUGUAACUCUGGGCAAAAUGAAACACAGAGGAAUGAGAGGCAACACAGGCACGAGUGGGCUCAGUCCACGUGAGUGAAGACGAGGAAUCACACGGACGUGUGUCCUGCAUUCUUGCUGCGCGUUUGCUGCUGAGCACGUGUUUCUUUCUUACUUGUCUUUGGUUUUCUUCAGUUGUAUUCAAAGGGCCUUCUGGAACCAAUAGUGCCCUGUGUUUUCAGGUGUCUAAAACGUUAAGAUCUGAAACAAGUAAAGCAACUUACACUGAGCUUUUUAAAGCUGUGCUUGAGAACAUUUCCCUGAGUGGGCCGGGGCCUCAAGGAGCCUGUUUUUCAGCAAAUUCAGCAGGAGAGAUGUGUGCAAUGUUUCACCCAGUUUUGUAUUUGACAUCUUCAUUUGAAAUGCUAUGAUGCAAUAUCGUUCACUUUGAAUGGGGAAAAUGCAAAAUUGUGUUUCCCUUUUAUCUGUGUGAUUCCUUAAGAAACGUGUUUUUAACAGUAUGUGUUCUAAAUGGUUUUUUAUUCUGUAUUCCUGCUUUGGCCAUGUGGCUCUCAUGACCUUCAGUGUACCAGAGUCUCAGCGCCCUGAAACGUGAGCAUGAGAAGCUCUGGGGUUACAGCAAGAUUUUUGUUCCAUGAGCGCAAUACAGCAUCAUUAACAUUUUUAAUGGUAUGGAUUUUAUACCAUCUGUGUAUGUUUGCAAAUAUUAAGUUAUUACCUGUUUUCAGAUGAGCAUUUUUCAUCCUAAAUUUUAUAUGUUUGCAAAUAUAUUUUUUUAAUAAAAGUUCAAAACCAAGUUUUA